AUGGACUGUUGGCCAAGAGACUGUGUGCUUUCCUCUCCUGAGAAAAAGCGCUAUAAAAGCUCGAUAUGAGCACUGAGAGCAGUCGUCCCCUCGGGCUCUCCAAUCCGACGACUUCCAACGCAAUGCUCUUCUCUGUCGUCUCUGUCGCGCUGUUCCUCGUCCCCGGUAUUCGCGCCUCUCCUUAUCCCGAUGGUCAAAUGGAGGCCCGCCAAACGGCCUGUCCUGCUGGGCAGUAUCGCACCAACCCUACGACUUGCUCUCCCUGCCCGGCUGGCAGUUUCUGCAAUGGCUCAGGCAAUCCCGAAGCUUGUGACAACGGCCGUUAUCAACCAAGCACUGGUCAAUCGAGUUGCAUCGGAACGUCUCCAGGCUACUUCGUGAACACCAGAGGCUCCUCUAGCCAGACGCCAUGUCCUCCAGGAAGCUAUCAGCCUUAUUCGACUCAGGCGUUCUGUUAUGGGGCACCAUCAGGCCGCUUCCAGGCUCAGUCCGGCAAAGCGUUUGUUUGCGGCUCAUGCUGUGGCUGGUCAGCUCCGCUCACCAACAACAAUGUCCAUCCUGUCAAAUGCAAAGGAUCGAGCCCGAACUCUUGGCCCUCGUCUGGCGAUGGUUGCAUUUCCGCCCAGACCUCCUGCACAAGAAUGGCCCACUGUCAUCAGGCUGCUGACGGAUCUUGCC
This is a messenger RNA of Mycena citricolor, 678 nucleotides long. NCBI's taxonomy places the organism in Eukaryota, Fungi, Basidiomycota, Agaricomycetes, Agaricales, Mycenaceae. The record is from the annotation of a GenBank genome assembly.